Messenger RNA from Anguilla rostrata (American eel), 2748 nucleotides. Its product is annotated as GDNF family receptor alpha-1-like. Gene Ontology annotation, cellular component: signaling receptor complex; external side of plasma membrane. The record is from RefSeq and is a predicted model, not a curated record. Gene Ontology annotation, molecular function: signaling receptor activity. Gene Ontology annotation, biological process: nervous system development. Bases 613 to 2031 code for a protein of 472 amino acids. The transcript has 9 exons. NCBI's taxonomy places the organism in Eukaryota, Metazoa, Chordata, Actinopteri, Anguilliformes, Anguillidae.
AAUAGCUUGCUGGUUCACAACUACAGACAUUUCAACGGGCCCAUGCAGACAGCCUUUGAAUACUGUAUAGCCUAUAUAGAUAUUAUUUAGCUAAGGAAGUGGCUGAACAAAACUAAUCGGCGCGCACGAAUUUGCGAGAUUAAAAUGGAGCGAUUUGUCAUCAAGCGAUGUGUACACUGAAAAUCUGAAAGCGCACGGACUUGCCGCUGCCGCUUAUUUCAGUCUGUAGUAGGUAGCCUACAGUGCGAGUGAGUGGUCGCAUCAGAGCGCGCUCAGUGGGGCGCAAGCAUCGCAGUGAGCCGGAGUCCGGAGACCACUUGCACGUUUAUUUUUCGCCUUUCAGUGUUUUGUCUUUGUCACGGUGAAUUACCCAUACGCUACAGACGCGGGAACUGUUAUUUUUUGGUUUCGGUUCAUUAUUGUAACACUGGAGUACAUUUUGUGGGAAUUGUUACUCUGUGAAGUCGCUUGGAUGUUUACGUGGGACCACUUGCCUCUAAUGCUUCAAUGGAUUUUAGAGUGAAAGGAGUGGAUUUGUCCGGGAAAUAAAAAUUAUAAAUCGCUUCAAGGCUCUCAAGACGAUAUUGUAAGUAAAUAAGGAAGGGGAACGCGAUGAUUCUCGCAACUUUAUUCGUCGUGUUGCCUCUGCUGGAUGUGCUGUUGUCUGCCGAGGAGAGUAUGCUGUCCCGCUCGGGCCGGCUGGACUGCGUGAAGGCGAGCGAACAGUGUCUCAAAGAGAUGGGCUGCAGCACCAAGUACCGGACAAUGAGGCAGUGUGUCGCGGGGAAAGAGACCAAUUUCAGCAUGGUAGCCGGACCCGAAGCCCAGGACGAAUGCCGGAGCGCGAUGGACGCCAUCAAGCAGAGCCCGCUCUACAACUGCAGGUGUAAACGGGGCAUGAAGAAGGAAAAGAAUUGCUUGCGAAUUUACUGGGGAAUCUAUCAGACUUUACAGGGAAAUGACUUACUGGAGGAUUCUCCCUACGAGCCAGUGAACAGCAGGCUCUCGGACAUAUUCCGGUUAGCUCCCAUCAUAUCAGGUGAGCCCGCGGUGACGAAGGAGAAUAACUGUCUGAACGCGGCGAAGGCGUGCAACCUGAACGACACGUGUAAGAAGUACCGCUCGGCCUACAUCAGCCCCUGCACCAGCCGCGUCUCCACCGCCGAGGUCUGCAACAAGCGCAAGUGCCACAAGGCCCUGCGGCAGUUCUUCGACAAGGUCCCGCCCAAGCACAGCUACGGCAUGCUCUACUGCUCCUGCCCGCCCACCGACCAAUCGGCUUGCACCGAGCGCCGCCGCCAGACCAUCGUCCCCGUCUGCUCCUACGAGGACAAGGAGAAGCCCAACUGCCUGUCUCUUCAGGCCUCCUGCAAGACCAACUACAUCUGCAGGUCGCGACUCGCUGACUUUUUCGCCAACUGCCAGCCGGAGCCUCGCUCCCUGUCCGGCUGCCUGAAGGAGAACUACGCCGACUGCCUGCUUGCCUACUCCGGCCUCAUUGGAACAGUGAUGACCCCAAACUACCUGCGUUUCCCCCACAUCAGCGUGUCGCCCUACUGCGACUGCAGCAACAGUGGAAACAGCAAGGAGGAGUGCGAUACUUUCACCAAGUUCUUCACUGACAACACCUGCCUACGUAAUGCCAUCCAGGCUUUCGGCAACGGCACGGAUGUGGGAGUCUGGCAGCCGGCACCCCCUGUCCUGACCAGCGCCUUCACCUCCGCCCCGCCCCACAAAGGCAGGGACAGGUCUCCCAACACACUGGAUGCCCAGAACAACCCCCUCAACGCAGCCGACGGCUCGGUCUACCACUUCUGUGGGAGUCUACAGGCUCAGAAGCUGAAGUCCAACAUGUCGCUGGAAGCAGUCCUGUGUGUGGAUCCGCAGAUUGAUGACCCGAGUACCUCGAACACCAUCUCCAGGAACUGCUGCUGGCAAAGCGCCCCUCCCAGCCUGUGCUCUCUGCUGCUCACGCUGGCCGCAGUGUGGUACUGCACCCCGGAGGCUCUCUCUUCUCCGCAGCUCUUGUAGCUGCACCGGUCUCACUCAUGGACAGGCACAAAUUUGUACAGAAUUCCUUUCUGUUCCCAGUCACCCGUUGUACUUCUUCACAUAUUUUUUAUUUUUUUAUUUUCUCGAAUUCUCUGGUUUUAGAGGCUAAGUGGAAGCUGUGUGCUAAAGUGGUCUCUGUGUUGCUGGAUUGUCUCUCUCUUUAGGUUUUUUGCCUAUUGUUAUUUUCAUUUUUAUGUUUUGAAGGAAAUGCUCCUUCAGUGUUUAGCGCUAAAGUGAAUAUUUGAUGCGUUGCUACAUUCCAACACACAAUGGCUGCUGGACAUGUGGACUUUUUAGGAGGAAGUUGGAGGGUAAGGGGACAGGAAGCUGUAAAAUAAGUUCUGAGUACAAAGGAGGCAGUUUUUUGAGUGUUGGGAAAUCUUACAUGUGGUGUCUGUGUAUUUUAUCAAACAGUAUCCACACUGGGAGAGGAUGUGGAUGAGGAUGAAGGUGACUGGGUAAAAUGGGGUGGAAGCUGUGGAUGGGCAGAGAGGGAAAAAGGUCAAAGGUCGAUUGGAUCCCUCCUCUCUCUUAAUGCUUGGCAGACUUACAACUGACCUGAUCUAACUUUCUCUACUUUUAUAAUUGACAAAGUAAUACAAACUCCUGCUGCUAACUACAUGUUCAGGGGCAACAUGUCCUCAACAUCAGUGGAUACAUAUCACUAACUCACGGCACAGAGUACACAAAAACCAU